Chlorella variabilis is the source of this 2049-nucleotide messenger RNA. RefSeq lists its product as hypothetical. Gene Ontology annotation, molecular function: glycosyltransferase activity. The transcript has 8 exons. The coding region runs from base 1 to 2049 and encodes 682 amino acids. The record is from RefSeq and is a predicted model, not a curated record. NCBI's taxonomy places the organism in Eukaryota, Viridiplantae, Chlorophyta, Trebouxiophyceae, Chlorellales, Chlorellaceae.
AUGGCCACGCUCGAAGGCGAUGAUGGGGCCAAGAAGGAGGAGGCCACAGCAACGGGGCAGCAGGAGCUCCUGGCCCGGAGAGGCGGCGUAUUUGGCUCUGCGGAGCGCAGUGACGCGCUGCAGCAGCUCAGGGCCGCCAAGCGCACUCCCGGCGGCUAUGGGAUUGGCCAUGGUUUUGGGCGGCACGGCGGGGCGGUCAGCGCGGGAUCAGCUGACGAUGAGCAUCAGCCACUCGUAGCCGACGAUAGCAGCCUGGACAGCGAAGUCGAUGCAGCAGCGGUGGGCAGCAGCGGCAACUCAGCGGGCAGCGGCGGCGGCAGCGCUGCUGUGGCUGAUGCCGCCUCGGAUGUGGCGUUGCAGCAGUUUUGUGAGCAGCACUUUGGGGUGGAGUGGGUGCGGCGCUGGGGCACCACCGCGCAGCAGGUUUGCUCCGCCACGCAGCAGCUGCAGACUUUUGCGUCAACGGUGACGUGCCGAUCUGUGAACGACACCCACAUGCCCGCCGCCAGCUCGCCGCAUGUGUUGUGCGAUGCUACCAACCUUCGUCUGGACCCCUCCAAGCUGCGCCGCGCCCGCUGCCCGCUCCACCGCCCUGGCUACCUGUGCACCUCGCCCACGUACCACCGCUACGAGCCGGGCGCCUGGUCUGUCAACUGCUCCUGGCCCGGUUUCAGCCUCAAGGCGUUCAGCAAAGACCACCAGCAGGACAUCUUUGGUGCCAUGCUGGCCCAGCCUGGAAGCUCACCUGAUGGCGCCGGUGGCAGCAGCAGUGAGCGCGACAGCGGCGCAGCCUCCUCAGGAGGCAGCGCCAGCAGGGAGGCAGCGCGUGCACCAGCUGGGGUGGAGGAGGUGCCCACGCUGCUGGUGACUCGAGAGAUCCGGGAGCAUGCCAAUGUGUACCACACGUUUACAGAUCUGCUGAACGUGUACAUCAGCGUGGCAGUGAUGGGGUGGCAGAGUUGUGCGCGGCAGGUGGUGAUCCUGGACAACCACCCGCCUGGGCCGCUGGACAUGCUGUGGCCUGUGGUAGCAGCGGGCGGUGGCUCCGCUGUGCUGCCAGCAGUGCGGCAGUUGCUGCAGCAGCCGGGGGCGCACCCCUGGGAUGUGCGGCUGCAGGACGCUGGUGCAGACAGCGGCGUUGGUGUGGAUGUCGGCGGCCCAGAUGGCAGGCUGCUGGUGCGGAAGGUGUCUGAUUUCAAGGGCCCGGUCGUCUUCCGCCGUGCCGUGUUUGUGCCUCCCGGCUACACCAGUCUGCUGUUUGCGCACCUCUAUGAAGAAAGCAGCUGCCCGCUGCGCACCACCCUCUUCGCGGGCUUCCGCCGCUUCUUCCUGUCCUCCUUUGGCCUGGAUGACCAGCAGCAGCAGGCGGAUGCGGCGGUAGCGGCGGGCUCGGUAGCAGUAGAAGGCAAAGUGGGAGUCGGCGGGGAUGGACGGGGAGGAGCAGGGGUGGCACGUGCGGGGGCAGGGGGAAUAGGAAGCCUGGGUGCCGAGGGGGAUGCCCACCGCAGUGACAGCACGCUGACCAUCCGGUUGAUCAGCCGGCGACCGGGGCCCGGCAAGGCACGCAUGGCGCGGCAGAUUGGGAAUGAAGAGGAGCUGGUGGCUGAGCUGAGGGUGGCGGCGGAUGAGGAUCGUGGCGGCGGCGGCAGCGCAGUGUCGGUUGGCCUGCUGGACUUUGCGCAGCUGACAGUUGAGCAGCAGGUGGCAGUGGUGCAGCAGACCGACAUCCUCAUCGGCAUGCACGGCGCGGCGCUGGCAUACGCGCUGCUGCUGCCGCCCCACGCUGCGCUGGUGGAGUUAUGGCCGCAGGCCGACGGCAUCUGGCGCUGCUACCAGAACUUUGCGCAGUGGGCGGGCGCGCUGUAUCGGCGGGUAGCCAACCCCGACCCCUCACGCCACCGCGACACCCCUGCUGGCGAUGUAACCCAAGUGGACGUGGGCGAGGUGGCACAGGCGGUGAGGGAGCUGCUGCCGCUGGUGCAGCAGCGGCGUGCCGAGCGGCUGGGCCUGCAGCGGCAAAAUGGAGCGCAGGAUGGACAGGAGCUGUAG